Messenger RNA from Candidula unifasciata, 352 nucleotides. Lineage: Eukaryota; Metazoa; Mollusca; Gastropoda; Stylommatophora; Geomitridae. The record is from the annotation of a GenBank genome assembly.
GAAAUCCAAGAAGUCUAAACGACAGUCAUCUUCAUCUGCAUCACCUCCACCAGUGUCCAGAUCCAACCCCCGGGUCCAAGAUUCUGACUCUGGCAACUCUUCACCUUCCCCACCUCCCAAGAAGAAGCAGCAACCGAGAUCUUGGUCUCCAUCGCAGUCUCCAAAGGCCAAUGAUGAAUAUGAUGCCAGGCAGUACCAGAAAUCUCAGGUUGGUUUUUCUCACCAAGAGUCUUUUUGUGAUUGCACUCCUGACUUGCACCAGCAGAAUUCUUAUAUAGUGACCUCUCUUUUCUAUUCCUCUUUAGUUAUGGGAGCAGUGGUUAUGUCAAAACAAUACUACGUUGCUCAGUAG